Molecule: messenger RNA, 847 nt
Organism: Paramacrobiotus metropolitanus
Lineage: Eukaryota; Metazoa; Tardigrada; Eutardigrada; Parachela; Macrobiotidae
Product: secretory-abundant heat soluble protein 1-like
Exons: 5
Coding region: 112-639 (175 amino acids)
Source: RefSeq, a predicted model, not a curated record
UUUCAGGCUGUUGUUUCAUUUCGCUCCGGUGCACACCUUUCGUUGACAUUUUUGCCUUCUUCACCUUCUGGUACAGGCUAUUUCUUCACUUUUCCAAUUAACACCGGCCCAAUGUUGCGUGAAAUCUUCGUCAUUGCGGCAGUGUGCUUUGUCGGCGCGCACGCUGCCGUCGGGCGGGCGCACAUGAAGAAUCAGGGCGGCUCCAGCGACGAAAACGUGGCGCAUAUGUGGCUGGGAAAAUGGGAAUCCGAGCAAGGAAGUGAAGAGAAUUUCGACCAGUUACUGGAUGCCAUAAAGGAGGCUUUCCCAUACUAUACCAAUAAGAAAAUUAUCCACGACUUUGUCCGCAAGAGCGAUGACGACUACGUGCAUAAAGUGAAGAUCGGCCAAGGUGAAGAUCAAUAUCAGGUCAGCUUCAAGCUGAACGAAGAAGGGACCCUGCACAAAGCGGGUGCGCCGGAAGUGAAGUUUGUCUACAAGGAAACGUCCGGCAACAAACUGGUGGUCCAGCAGCGUGUGGCCUCCAAGAACAUUGUCCUGGAGGAGAUCUACAACGUCCAAGGCGAUAAGAUCAUGAAGGAGUAUGUCAGCGGAGAUAUCCGGGCUAAACGGAUCUACCGCCGGAUGAACCACUUGUAAAUCCACGGCCGACCCGCGCACAAUGCUUUGUUGGCUACCGUUUUUAUAUCUGCGUAUUGUGGCAUGAAAAUGCUUCUGGUUAACGAUUCACUCCUUUACGCGGUAAUAUCAGUAGGCCUAAGAUUUCUUGACAUUUGCUCCGCUGCUUGACAUUAAAAUGGACGGUUUUUCUGAAAUUCGUCUGGGAAUAUUAAAAAUAAAGGCGGCG